AUGGUGGUACUGUUGGAUGGUGAUGGUGGUACUGUUGGAGGAAGUGAUGGUGGUACUGUUGGAGGAAGUGAUGGUGGUACUGUUGGAGGAGUGAUGUGUACUGUUGGAGGAAGUGAUGGUGGUACUGUUGGAGGAAGUGAUGGUACUGUUGGAGGAAGUGACGGUAGUGGUGGUGGUACUAUUGUUGGAGGAAGUGACGGGGGUGGAGGUGGUACUAUUGUUGGAGGAAGUAACGGAAGUGGUGGUGGUACUAUUGUUGGAGGAAGUGACGGGGUGUGUGGUACUGUUGGAGGAAGUGACGGUGGUACUGUUGGAGGAAGUGAUGGUGGUACUGUUGGAGGAAGUGAUGGUGGUACCGUUGGAGGAAAUGAUGGUGGUACUGUUGGAGGAAAUGAUGGUGGUACUGUUGGAGGAAGUGAUGGUGGUACCGUUGGAGGAAAUGAUGGUGGUACUGUUGGAGGAAGUGAUGGUGGUACUGUUGGAGGAAGUGAUGGUGGUACUGUUGGAGGAAGUGAUGGUGGUACUGUUGGAGGAAGUGAUACUGUUGGAGGAAGUGAUAGUGGUACUGUUGGAGGAAGUGAUGGUACUGUUGGAGGAAGUGACGGUAGUGGUGGUGGUACUAUUGUUGGAGGAAGUGACGGGGGUCAAGGUGGUACUAUUGUUGGAGGAAGUGACGGGGGUGGAGGUGGUACUAUUGUUGGAGGAAGUGACGGGGGUGGAGGUGGUACUAUUGUUGGAGGAAGUGACGGGGGUGGACUGGGAGGAAGUGACGGUGGUGGUGGUACUAUUGUUGGAGGAAGUGACGGGGUGGAGGUGGUACUAUUGUUGGAGGAAGUGACGGGGGUGGAGGUGGUACUAUGGAGGUGGUACUAUUGUUGGAGAAGUGACGGGGUGGAGGUGGUACUAUUGUUGGAGGAAGUGACGGGGGUGGUGGUGGUACUGUUGGAGGAAGUGACGGUGGUGGUGGUACUAUUGUUGGAGGAAGUGACGGGGGUGGAGGUGGAACUGGUGAUGCGCCGUUAUCUUCAGCAGAGGAAACGUGACAGCGGCUGCCCGGCCGACCACUCCCGCCCCGCCUGUCCCUCGCGCCUCCUGAGUCUCCCGGGCGUGCCGAGCUGCGCCCACGUCCAGUACCCGAAGUCCUCUGCGGAGUGA
Molecule: messenger RNA, 1155 nt
Organism: Penaeus vannamei (Pacific white shrimp)
Lineage: Eukaryota; Metazoa; Arthropoda; Malacostraca; Decapoda; Penaeidae
Source: RefSeq, a predicted model, not a curated record